This is a messenger RNA of Oryza sativa Japonica Group (Japanese rice), 1470 nucleotides long. The record is from RefSeq and is a predicted model, not a curated record. NCBI's taxonomy places the organism in Eukaryota, Viridiplantae, Streptophyta, Magnoliopsida, Poales, Poaceae.
UGAUCAGCGCUGGUGCGUAGUAGCUAACGAUGGUGGCCUCCAUGGCGUCCGCCGCGUUCGUCCUCGUUGCCAUCGUCCUCCCGAUCUCGCCGUUCGCCCAUGCUCAGCGGACAACACAGCCACCCAUUGUGGCGCCAACAAUGCCACCAACACCACCGCCCACACAACCACCGUCUCCCGGACCGAUGGCGCCGAUGCCGUCACCACCUCCCCCAACUCAACCACCAUCCCCGGGACCGAUGCCGCCGAUGCCACCACCACCGGCGCCGAUGCCGUCACCUCCACCAAUGCAACCACCGUCCCCAGGACCUAUGCCGCCGAUGCCACCACCCCCGGCGCCGAUGCCGUCGCCACCGCCGCCAACACAACCGCCGUCCCCAGGACCCAUGCCGCCGAUGCCGUCACCUCCACCAAUGCAACCACCGUCCCCAGGACCCAUGCCGCCGAUGCCACCACCACCAGCGCCGAUGCCGUCGCCACCGCCGCCAACACAGCCACCGUCCCCAGGACCCAUGCCGCCGAUGCCACCACCUCUGGCGCCGAUGCCGUCACCUCCACCAAUGCAACCACCGUCCCCAGGACCCAUGCCGUCGCCACCGCCGCCAACACAACCGCCGUCCCCAGGACCCAUGCCGCCGAUGCCACCACCUCCGGCGCCGAUGCCGUCACCUCCACCAAUGCAACCACCGUCCCCAGGACCCAUGCCACCGAUGCCGUCGCCACCGCCGCCAACACAACCGCCGUCCCCAGGACCCAUGCCGCCGAUGCCGUCACCUCCACCAAUGCAACCACCGUCCCCAGGACCCAUGCCGUCGCCACCGCCGCCAACACAACCGCCGUCCCCAGGACCCAUGCCGCCGAUGCCACCACCACCAGCGCCGAUGCCGUCGCCACCGCCGCCAACACAGCCACCGUCCCCAGGACCCAUGCCGCCGAUGCCACCACCUCCGGCACUGAUGCCGUCACCGCCUCCGCCAACACAACCGCCGUCCCCAGGACCGAUGCCGCCAACGCCACCACCUCCGGCGCCGAUGCCGUCACCGCCUCCGCAAAACCAACCACCACCACCCGGCCGUUGCCCACUCAUCAAAAUAGUUAUCCUUAAAGAGUGCACAAAACUCUCGUUAUUCGAUCUGGUACUAAAUCCAAGCAAGGCUAGGCAACAGUGUUGCCCACCGCUGGAGGAUCUAUCCAGCAGCGGCGCCACUGACUGCCUGUGCCGCGCUCUCAAAGGCCCUAUCGGCGUCCUUCCUCCUCCGAUCAGGGUGAUUCUGGGCCUCUGCGGCAAGACCGUCGAACUCAACCUAUUCUGUCACUGAUCAGAUGUGCCCGAAUCCAGCUUAGUAUAAGUAUAUAGAUCGGCCGAUCUUGUUUCGAAGCUACUAAAAUCGAAUGGCUUGGCCUGCAUGCUUUACAAGGAGCUUCAGUUUUACUGCUACGAAGAAACACUGGCGGAGAAAUGUUUUUUUA